Aspergillus glaucus CBS 516.65 is the source of this 1471-nucleotide messenger RNA. RefSeq names its product ankyrin repeat domain-containing protein. Bases 261 to 1412 code for a protein of 383 amino acids. The transcript has 2 exons. Gene Ontology annotation, molecular function: protein binding. The record is from RefSeq and is a predicted model, not a curated record. NCBI's taxonomy places the organism in Eukaryota, Fungi, Ascomycota, Eurotiomycetes, Eurotiales, Aspergillaceae.
CGCCUGAAAUAUUUAAUUCAAUUGUCAAGACUUUUGUUGCUUCUAUACCAGAUUCUGGACAACACAGCUGUGAUAUCAAAGCACUCCAACUUGUUAACACUCUUCUAUCAAGAAGUCACGGAAGCUCUUUGCAUUACCCACCACUCCUUUGCUUUUAACAAUCUGGGUUCUAUAUCUCGCUACCUCCGACGCUGGGUAUUCAGCCCCAACUCAAGCGACAACUAUCUCAAGCGACAACUAUCUCAAGCGUACUAUCAGAUAUGUCACGAGCAGCCGCUGACUCCAUCCCUGGGUUAGUCUGGAUACUCCGAGGGGAAGGUACCAGUGAAGUCAAACCACCCAGUCGCGAUGACCUAUGGUACAUUGACAGCCUUGAUGAGUAUUCAUUUGAUCAGUCAAUGCGACAUGGAGCUGGCCAGACUAGUGAUGCACUGGAGCACAUUUUAUCUGCAGCAGCCUACCUUGGAGAUAUCUUACUGGUCGAGCAUCUCCUUAUACAGGGUGUGGAUGCAAAUGCAAGCAGUAAUAUAUUUGGUAGACCAUUGCAAAAUGCUGCCCUAAGAGGACAUUUGGACAUUGUCCGGCUCCUGUUUAACAAAGGAGCAGAUCCUGAGGGCGAGAUCUGGCCCCGAGCUGAAGAGGACCGACAGGUAGUGGAGAAGAGAUAUGGAAAGGAGGAAAUCGAUCAAUAUUUUUGUCUCCCCGACUUUUAUCAUCGAGCCCUUACUGCUAUCGAAGCAGCAGCACAAAAGGGUCAUAAAGAGAUACUGCAGCUUCUUCUACAACCAAAGUUUCGGGUCUCACGAUCACACUUUACCUACCGAAGAGCAAUUGUGUUUGCAGCUGAGGGAGGAAAUGCUGAGAUUCUGGAAACUCUUGCUGCAAGUGCCGAUUACAGCACUCUUUCUGAAAGAUCACCUCAAGCCCUCUGGGGCUGUACGCUUCGAUUCGCGGCAUUCCAUGACAAAACGGAGACCAUCCCUUUAAUACUGAAUAAUGGUGCGCAGAUCAAUCAUGGGUAUCAUGAUCUUGCAUUCUCUACAUCAUUAGGAUUUGAUGCUUAUAAUGGCCACAACAAAAUGAUUUCGUUGUUAUUGCAAAAUGGGGCCGAUAUUGAUGGUGGAUGGGAUGGUCCUCUUUCUUUGGCAAUUCGGAAAGGCUUUGUUCACAUUGUGGAGUUGCUUUUAGAUCAGGGAGCUAUAGUUCACCCUGUUAAUUCAAGGCUCCUAGGAAUGGCAGCAGAGUAUGGAGAAGCAGAUAUUGUGCGGGUUCUUUUGAAGAGAGGUUUACAUCUUGAUAAAGUAAAAUCUGCUAGGCAUGGGCGGGUUUUUGGGGGUACUCGGAGAGUUUGGAAUCACCGAAGAUACGAGUGCGAAUUGACAUGGGCCAAGGACAUAUCCCAAGAUAUAUAAAAGGUAUACUUGAAGCAAUUUAUCCUAAGUCAUGAAAAGUUCAGCUCCAUUCUCUGCGU